AUGCGGCUUAGUCCCCACACUUUCAACGCUAUUCAACAAUUCCUGUGUAAUCUGUUCAUUGUCAACCUCGCAGUUGCUGACCUGGGUGUGUCCGUCGUGGUCAACCUCGCCUCCGUUGCCGGGAGCAUAACCAGCGAAGAGGGUAUCUUUAUCAAGUACGAGUGGUUAUGUGAAGUCAUCGCAGUUGUAUGCAUCGUUACGUGUUCCUGUUCGCUGUGGAGCAUAGCUGCCAUUGCCUUCAACCGUUACGUGUGGAUCUGUCACUGGCAGCGGUACAGAAAGAUCUUCAACCGCCGGACCGUCCCGAUGAUGAUUGUUGGACUGUGGAUCAUUGGGUUCCUCAUCGAUCUACCGAACAUCUUGGGCUGGGGAACACACACAUUUGACUGGAAGGUUAUGUCUUGCACCGGAGGAAUGUCCUUUGUCUACUCCUACGCCAUUUACUUCGCUAUGACGGCUUUUGCUGUUCCUCUUAUGAUCAUCACCUUCAGCUACAUAGGCAUAUUCCGCUUCGCUCGAAAAGCAACUAUCGCCCUCGAACGCGUCCGCAAUAAGGAUGGCGUCCAGAACAAGAACGGAAAAGGCAAGGGCGGACGUGCCGCCCGACCGGCUGAUCUUCGCCUAGCUCGCUCAGUACUGGCCAUCGUCAUCAUCUACCUUCUGAUGUGGUCGCCGUACUCAUUGACCGUGCUCAUUGACCACCGUGUCGUGUACGAUCGCAAACUUUAUAUUCUCUCAUACACCCUUGCCCAUACCAACAGUAGCUUCAACUGCGUCAUUUAUGGAGCGACUAACCAACAGUUUCGCCGCGGGUACAUGCAUUUCAUAAGGCUUCUUUUCUGUCGCGCUAAGAAGGUGGACCUGUUGGCUUCAGUUACCGGUACGGUUGGAACCGGAACGUUACGGAAUAACCGCGUGCAUCCCGCAGAGCAGACGUCGCCAGCGACUCAAGAAAGCGCCGUUCACUGACGUUGAGAACAAAGUUGUUAGAUGCGCCGAAAAACUUUGAUUCUGAUAUUACAGUAGCGAUGUGUCCGCCUGGUUGAUAAUGGUCAGAAUUGAGACCAACCUUGUAAAUAUGUAAGUUUUACACGAAUUUAACAAUAUGCAAAAUUAAGACGUCAUAGUGCACAAUGAUAGAUGCAAGUGAAUGAGGUCGGAGGCAGAUUAAAAGAACUACAAAUACCAAGUUUUUUAAAGUUUAAAGAAAACAAAGUAAACCUAUUUCAGUGGCUAUGAUUUUUGACUGCCUCUAAAAUUCAUCAUCUUCACAUUGAUUAAGUAAGGCAUCUGGCCAAUUGUAUGUGCUACUAAAUCUACUGUAAUAAUUGUCUUGAUUGAUUGGGCUAUUCUGCCUAUACAACAUUAUAUUGUGAAUUAUGACGCCCGGCAAAAAUUAAUCAGCAUUUUCAAUUAUCUAUCAUAUUGAAUGACUAAGAAUGCAGUAUUGAUGUGCUAUCACUAUCAGAGUACUUUGUUAAUGUGUUCCAAUGUGUCAAUAAAUAAAAAAAAUUCAUAUCCUUUAAUUUGGCCUUGCCCUUUGAUUACCAAGGUGAUAAUGUUUCAAUAUCUAAUUGCCAUCUCCUCAAUAAAGGACGUAGAAAUAUAACAAAUAGUCUUGCUAGAGGUUGAAUAUAACACAUUAUUGUCUACCAAACUGCUCUGCAUGAGUGCUAUCAGCUUUCAUGAUUUACAUUUUGUGCACACUGAAACAGCGCACUGAAAGGAAGAGAGGGGGAGAGAAAAUCAAUAAUGGUUGAUAGAAGCUGAUCUUUGGAAUGAGAUUGUAAAUCGACCCUUUCAGCUUUGCUGUUUGCUUUUCUGAUAAAUUUCUCUUAAAUGACGAUUUUCAU
This is a messenger RNA of Lytechinus variegatus (green sea urchin), 1853 nucleotides long. Its product is annotated as melatonin receptor type 1A-like. The transcript has 4 exons. Gene Ontology annotation, molecular function: G protein-coupled receptor activity. Gene Ontology annotation, cellular component: membrane. The record is from RefSeq and is a predicted model, not a curated record. Gene Ontology annotation, biological process: G protein-coupled receptor signaling pathway. NCBI's taxonomy places the organism in Eukaryota, Metazoa, Echinodermata, Echinoidea, Temnopleuroida, Toxopneustidae. Bases 1 to 969 code for a protein of 322 amino acids.